GUGCACUUACUUCCGGGUGUGUGUUGUAUAAGUGUAGUGAAGCCAUGUAGCAGAACAGGCUGUGUAAAUGAGUGUGUGUGUGUGUGUGUGAGAGUGUGUGUGAGUGUGUUACUCUUCUCCUGAGUUCUCUAUCUCUCUCUCUCUCUCUCUGUGUGUGUGUGUGUGUGUGUGUGUGUGUGUAGAAGUUUAUGUGGUUUAAAGUUGAGAUUAAUUUAGAGAUUUAAACAUGUCGGUGCAGCAGGGCAGAGAGAGCCUGAAUACCGGGGCAAAUCAUCAUCAUCAUCAUCAUCACCACCAUCACCACCACCUUCCUCUCCAUCCUCACCUCCAUCCUCUUCCUCCUCCUCCUCCUCAUCUUCAUGUCCGGAAAGAGGAGGGUUUGUGUAGAGAUGGUUUGGGUUACGGUGUAGAGCAGGACAGUGAGGAAGAGGAGGACAUUUUAGCUGCACAGGACAGCGACCAGCCCAGAAUCCUGCUGAUGGGGCUCAGGCGCAGCGGCAAGUCCUCCAUACAGAAGGUGGUCUUCCACAAGAUGUCCCCGAGCGAGACGCUGUUCCUGGAGAGCACUAACAAGAUCUUCAAAGACGACAUCAGCAGCAGCUCCUUUGUUCAUUUCCAGAUCUGGGAUUUCCCGGGGCAGGUGGACUUCCUCGACCCCACGUUUGAUUACGAGAUGAUUUUCAGAGGCACCGGAGCGCUCAUCUUCGUCAUCGAUGCACAGGACGAUUACAUGGAGGCUCUGGGAAGGCUACACCUCACCGUGUCCCGCGCCUUCCGAGUCAACCCCAACAUCAACUUCGAGGUGUUCGUGCACAAGGUGGACGGCCUUUCAGACGACCACAAGAUCGAGACGCAGAGAGACAUCCACCAGAGGGCUAAUGACGACCUGGCAGACGCCAGCCUCGACAAGCUGCACCUCAGCCUUUACUUGACCAGCAUCUAUGACCACUCGAUAUUUGAGGCGUUCAGUAAAGUGGUGCAGAAGCUCAUCCCUCAGCUGCCCACGCUGGAGAACCUCCUCAACAUCUUCAUAUCGAACUCAGGGAUCGAGAAGGCGUUCCUCUUUGAUGUUCUCAGUAAGAUCUACGUGGCCACAGACAGCUCUCCUGUGGACAUGCAGUCGUACGAGCUGUGCUGCGACAUGAUCGACGUGGUCCUCGACGUCUCCUGCAUUUAUGGGCUGAAGGAGGACGGCAGUGGCACUGCAUAUGAUGAAGACUCUUUGGCCAUCAUUAAGCUGAACAACACCACUGUGCUCUACCUGAAGGAGGUCACCAAGUUCCUGGCGCUGGUGUGUAUCCUGAGAGAGGAGAGCUUCGAGAAGAAAGGUCUGAUAGACUACAAUUUCCACUGUCUGAGGAAGGCCAUACACGAGGUGUUCGAGAUGACGGUGGUCCGAAGGAACUGCUUAGAAGAUCUGCUCGGUGACUCUGGCGGCAGCAGCAGCAGCGCUGUUAAAGCGCCGGUGCUUAACGGCACCCCUAGAGGCCUGGUGUGACAUUACAGGGGGUGGGGUUGUCAUAAUAAGGGGAGGGGCUUCUAAAGUGAUGAGAUUACAUUUAGGAGAGAGGGCUUGGGAGCAGGUUUAAAGGAUGAACUCUGUAUCUGGACAGCUGUAGUAAACCCCGUGUGUGUGUGUGUGUGUGUGUGUGAGUGUGACGAGUUGUCUGUGAUCGGUUCAACCAUUCACAUCACUCUUAAAGGAAAAGUUCCUGCUAAAAAUUUUUACCACAAAUCGAGUCACUGGAGCUUCAAGGCUAGUAUAGCUAACAGUUAGGGGGAUCUUAUGGCUUCCAGUUUAGCGUCAUGUGUUUCUCGACCAAGAGGAACUUCCUGAUUCUGAGUGCGUUUGUGGACUCGCUGCUGAAUCCCAGAUGGACACAGGAACACAAAUAUUUCCUUUAUUAGACGUUCUCUCCAAAGACGUCAUGCAUAAACACACCGUUUUAUCUCUGCUUACGCCUCUUAAGCCGAGAAACUUCCGGAAAUAUUUCUAUUCCCGCUCUUAAGCCGAGAAACUUCCGGAAAUAUUUCUAUUCCUUCUCCUUAAGCCGAGAAACUUCCGGAAAUAUUUCUAUUCCUUCUCCUUAAGCCGAGAAACUUCCGGAAAUAUUUCUAUUCCUUCUCCUUAAGCCGAGAAACUUCCGGAAAUAUUUCUAUUCCUUCUCCUUAAGCCGAGAAACUUCCGGAAAUAUUUCUAUUCCUUCUCCUUAAGCCGAGAAACUUCCGGAAAUAUUUCUAUUCCCGCUCUUAAGACGAGAAAAUUCUGGAAAUAUUUCUAUUCCUUCUCCCUAAGCCGAGAAACUUCCGGAAAUAUUUCUAUUCCUGCUCUUAAGCCGAGAAAAUUCCGGAAAUAUUUCUAUUCCUGCUCUUAAGCCGAGAAACUUCCGGAAAUAUUUCCAUUCUUGCAACUGGGACAAGGAUGUGGAUAAGUGUGUGUCUGUAGACCCGCCUCUUGUUCGUUUUUAUCCCGAGCAGAAAUAUUUCCGGAACGUUCUCUCUCUAAAGGUGGGAUGGAAAAAAAACUCUACAUUUAUGACUAAUUGUCUGACCCUUCAAACUUAAAUCCUUUAUAAAUCGUUUAGCGUUGCUUAAAUGCACGGUUCAAAUAACGAUGUGAUUGAUUAGACGUGUAUUUACGUUGCCGUGUGUGUGUGUGUGUGUGUGUGUGUGUGUGUGUGUGUGUGUGUGUGUGUGAGAGAAAUAUCGAUAUAAAUCGUGCAGCCGUAAAAUCCUGGAAACUUUACGUCACUUUACAACAGACCGGUAUCGCACCCGGAGCACGUCUGCGGCCGCCGUGUUUAGUCUGGCGUCUGCUUCUUUCCGUUUGGCGACCCGUGCUACAAGGCUAACGUAGCUGGGCAUCUGUAGGAAGUGAUGCAUGAUGGGAAAACGUGUUAGUUUCUAUAAUAACAGACCUCUCACACUGUCCCUCAACAGAAUGUAGCAUGUUCAUACUUUACUUCUGUGUGCGUGUGUGCGCGUGUGAGUGAGUGCGUGUGAAAACAUUCACGUAUGAUUCUUCUAAGACGCGGAUCGGAUCGGAUCUGAUCCGACACGUCCGCAGCGAGUUCGUUUGACGUCAGAAUUGCGCUCAGAAACCAGACGAAACUAAGAAGGACACGGUUUACCUCCGCUCGGACUCGGAAAUCGGUCGUUUCUACGACGACGCGUACAGUACACCACCACAGACCGGUACGUUCCCAGAUGUGACGGCCAGCUGUUACGGCGCGCUCCCGUCACGGGCGGAGUCACAGUAAUUAAACACGUUUUAUCCAGAAAGUGAAGCGCUGUUUAUUACGAGAACAGUACGCCGAGAACGUCCGAUCGACACGUAAAUCCCGAAAUGACACGUCUCGGACAAGAACGUGCAAAGAAGAAAAAAAAAAAGCACGUUCGGGACGGACGCACCGGGCGUGUAUCGAUUUAUUUCAGUUUCCACCCAGAGGACUUUCACAUCGAGUUUGGAGUCGAGCUGGACGUUUACAGGUGUUUUUCAGCUUCACGUCUAAACAGCUUCCUUUAAGAGACAUUUAAACUGUAAUAACCGUAAUAAUCCGUCCGUACAGGAGUUAUUGUGUGCUUAUGAUUGUUGUGACCAAAAAUGCUCGAUUUUGCUGCGACGUUUUCCUAAAUUGGCGCAAAAUCCGUUGGCAGACGAGACCUUUCAGCUGUACUCGUGUUCGGCGUGAGGAUGUCACGUGACGCAUCUGGGCCCGUUCGUUUCUGACACCGCAGAGUUUGGGGCUGGGGUCGGGGG
Molecule: messenger RNA, 3760 nt
Organism: Ictalurus punctatus (channel catfish)
Lineage: Eukaryota; Metazoa; Chordata; Actinopteri; Siluriformes; Ictaluridae
Gene: rragcb
Product: Ras-related GTP binding Cb
Exons: 7
Coding region: 227-1498 (423 amino acids)
Biological process (GO): regulation of autophagy; cellular response to amino acid stimulus; positive regulation of TOR signaling
Cellular component (GO): nucleus; lysosome; Gtr1-Gtr2 GTPase complex
Molecular function (GO): GTPase activity; GTP binding
Source: RefSeq, a predicted model, not a curated record